Molecule: messenger RNA, 972 nt
Organism: Bursaphelenchus xylophilus (pine wood nematode)
Lineage: Eukaryota; Metazoa; Nematoda; Chromadorea; Rhabditida; Aphelenchoididae
Source: the annotation of a GenBank genome assembly
AUGGAAGGGCUAACCGUAAGUGGCAAGUUCGCUGGUAAAACCGUGAUCGUAACUGGCUCAAGCCGUGGAAUUGGAAGGGCAAUUGCGUUACGGUUCGCUACCAAAGGUGCUGAAGUUGUUAUUCAUGGGCAAAAUGUGGAGAAGUUGAAGGUGAGUUCAAGCCAAACACGGCGUAAACAUACGUAAUUAAAAGUAUGAGAAGGGGUGAAAAAUCUUGUUCUAGGAGACAACCCAAGUUCUCAAAGAGCUCGGAGUGCUAGAGAAAAACUACCUAGUGAUUCAAGGAGCUAUUCAAGAGCAAGAAACGCAAGAUAAAGUCAUUAACGAGACCAUCAAAAAGUUUGGAAAAAUCGACGUUCUCGUCAACAAUGUCGGAGUCUCUCACAAGGGCGGUUUGAAUCCGGAAUCCGCCGAAAACAUGGAUUUUCUGUAUCAAGUCAACUUGAGGAGGUGAGUCUCUCAAACUGGAUAUUUUUUGGUCUCUCAUUUCUACCGUACGAUUGUAUUUUCAAUUUUAUUAGCAUUUACACUCUGACCAACUCGGCAAUUCCCCACUUAUCCAAGACCAAAGGCAACAUCAUCAAUAUUUCUUCGGUGGGAUCGCAAAAAGCCCACGACUACUUUAUGCCCUACUCCAUUUUGAAAGCCGCCAUUGACCAUUUCACGCGUGGAGCGGCGCUAAAGUACGCCAAAGACGGGAUUCGAGUGAACACCGUGAGUCCCGGCAGUGUCGAGUCCGACUUCGUAUCACGGCAUGGGGGCGAUGACGAGAUGACCAAAGCUAUAGCCGAAAAAUGGGCCAAUCUCUUCGUGCCGCUGAAACGAGCGGGAAAGCCGGACGAGGUGGCCAGUUUGGUGCUGUUCGUGGCCAGUGACGAGGCCAGCUACAUCACCGGGACCAACAUGAUGGUGGAUGGCGGGGCUAUGGCCGGGAUUCCGACUGAAAAUUGGUUGAAACAUAGUUCAACGUAA